Molecule: messenger RNA, 1584 nt
Organism: Aegilops tauschii subsp. strangulata
Lineage: Eukaryota; Viridiplantae; Streptophyta; Magnoliopsida; Poales; Poaceae
Source: RefSeq, a predicted model, not a curated record
UCUAACAAAUUUUUAGUUUUCCAUUUUCUUGGUUUGUUUUGUGCUCGGCAUUAUUGUCUAAGGAAGACGCCUUGAACGAUAAUCGAUGUCAUUUUCAAUUCUCGAGGGUCGCAUUUUUGUCCAUCAGAACAGUGACGUGAAGACUUUCAGGUAAACAAUUUUUAUGGUUUACCAGUCCAACACGCCGAACAAUUUUCUCAAGGGAAAAAGAAGUGCCAUCACUAAGUGUAGGAGCUCUGAUUUACCAGAGGAAGUCCCAUGGCUGCGAUACUAGGAUCCGCGGUUGCAAGCGAGUCUGUAAGCAGAAUUUUCUCGAUCAUAUCAGGCAACUCGGGAGAGGAUGGGGGUGCGGAGGACAACGCCGAGAGGCUGAAGUUCGCGGUGCUGAAGAUCCACAGCGUUGUCGCCGUCUCCGAAGAUUGGCGCAUACUUCACCAACCAUUGCUCGACUGGAAGGCGAGGCUGAAGCGCGUGGCCAAGGAAGGCGAUGGCAUCCUGCGCGCUCACACGAGGAGAUCCGCGGAGCGCAAACGGGGCGAUGGGGUUGCGAGGAAGGCUGUUCCCGUUCAUAAGCGCGUCGCUCGAGCGGCGACACGCUUCUUGCCCUUCCGCCGCGGCAAGGACGACGACGGCGAUCCGAGCGAUGCGACGGUGCGGAGGUUCGAGAGGCUAGCGCGUGUCGCCGACGAGUUCUUCCGGUACGUCCAGCUUGGGGGCCGUCCGAAGAGCUUGACGGCGUCCAUGGAAGUUCCUGCAGAGCCGCUGCUUGCAGGGAAGACGCUGGAGUUCUCCCUCCGGAGCGGCAGCCGGGACGCCCUCCUGCUGCUCCAUCCGUGCAACAGGGAGAUCGUUCUCUUCCUCUCCUGCGACGACAGCGCGGCGUGGGAGAGGAACGUGAAGCUCUGCGUUGUCUUCCGACUGCUCGAGCACACUGACGUCUUGGACAUCGUCAUGUCUUCCUUGCAGCUGCUGCCUCCCCAGUUCGGCGCCGCCUGUGCGACGGCAAGGGAGUUCGUCAGGGAGGCGCGGGCGCAGGAAACGAGCUAUACCAGCGCGUCGUCCAUGUCGAUGCGGUGCGUCUCGUCGGCAUGGAGGUGUCACCGCAACUCCACGGACGGGGGAUGCGCGGCGACCGACGGUAUGCCGCGGCUGCCGUGGCCGAUCGUUCGAGUCGACGCCGUGUACUUCGCCAUGCCGCAGAACGAUUCGCCGGAUGCGCCUGCGGACCAGAACAAGCUUCUGAAAUUGGCAUGCCAUAUCACUCCCCAUCUUGUGCCCGAGACGUACUCCCGGCACUACCGGCAGAUCGGGACGGAAACACUACAAGAGCUGUCCCCCAAGGUGGCGGACGAAGGAGCUUCCGCUUGUGGACGGACAGCUGCGUGGUGGUGUCCUCGCAGCUCAACGUAUUUGUCGGCGGAACCAGAGGUUUCGGUGCCGCCGCCGACGCUGCAGCAGUUGUUCCUGGUGCAAAGCUUGAAGGGGGCAAUGUAGUUCUUCUUGGCUUCUCGCAGUAGUAGCAGAAGCGAUGCAAACUUUCACUUUUAUUAAGCAAUAAGGGGGCAAUGUAGAUCAUGGCUAAGU